UUAUUCAUGCAACACCAAUAAAUUGCAUCAAUGCUGCCUUGGCCAAAGUGAAAACUGUGGACGGGCACAAGAACAGAUUUGUAAUAAUCACAUUCAGUAAGUCUUACAGAUCCAGUUUGGGCAUCAGUCAACUUCUGUGUUUGUGUUUGCGCAAAAUGCAUUGGUGUUCAUCGGAACCUAGGAGUUCAUUGUUCUCGAGCGCGUUCUCUCCUCAUGGACGAGAAGAUCUGGAACCCAGCUCUUGUGAAGCUGAUGAUUAAAAAUGGAAACGAUAAUGCCAAUAAACUUCUUGAACACAAGUUACCUGAAGACGACAAAAUAGCACCAGAGGCGGAUGUUGCUUCGAGACGAGAGUUUAUCUACUCCAAAUACUGGGAAAAGAAGUACGCCAAGUAUCAUGAAGCUUUUGGGGAUCCUGAGGCGCUUGGAAAGGCGUUGCGGGACACGGUGGUCACAGAGGACAUUUUAUCCACCAUGGAACUAAUUUUAAACAAAGUGGAUGUUCGUUACGUUGCUUCCGAUGCUGAGGACGAAAACACGCCGCUCGAGCUGGCAGAGGAAUCUGGACAAACUCUUCAAGCAGAACUGCUCCGACAGAAUGGCGGUGAAGGAAAACCUGAUCAAAAUUUAGGUGAUGACCAAGCAGCGACAGCCAAAACUGAGGCUUCUCAGAGUGCUCCCGUCGAAGUAGUUUAUGAAAAAGAGGGAUUCUUGCAGAAGAAAGAAGGAAGCUGGAGAAAAAGGUGGUUCUUAUUGAAAGACAGACACCUAAAGUAUGCUAGAGGGCCGCAUGACAAGGACGAUCUUGUUACGAUUGACCUUAGAACAGUGACGUCACUGGUGAGAUCUCCUAAGGGAGAGCUGUUGCAACUGGACAUUGUUACUCUCGACAAAACGCAUAGUUUGAAGGCUGAAACUGAAGACGAACUUGAGGGCUGGUUUUCAGCUCUGAGAAGCAAACAGGUUUUUGGUGUUCUGCUUUGUCAGCAAGAGCUUGGUUCUGAUGGAAUUCCUCACCUGGUGGCAAAAUGCUUGCAGUUUGUUGAAACUUAUGGUGGUUUAGAGAUGGAAGGAGUUUAUCGAGUAAAUGGUGGGCAGUUGACAAUGAAGAAACUGAGAACAUCAUUUGAUCAAGACGCAGGUAGCGUGCUGCUAACUUUGGAUGAGUGCGGGGUCCAUGACGUCACUGGAAUACUGAAGCAAUACUUACGACAACUUCCCGACCCAGUCAUCCCUGGUGACAUUUACAAGCGUUUUAUCACAGCAGGCUUGAUUCAAGACCAUAAUACAAGACUACAGACUAUAAAAUCUCUUAUCAACCAGCUUCCUAAAGUGAACCAUGGAACUCUGAAGGCGAUCAUCUGUCAUUUGGCCAAAGUGACCGAGCUGGUUAACGUCAACAAAAUGGGAGUACCCAAUGUUGCCAUGAUCUUCGGUCCUACUUUGAUGUCCAAUGAAAACACUGGGCGAAUGGACGAUACCUCAAUUAAUCAGGAAUUUUCUAUCGUUGGAGACAUGAUCACGUAUUAUAAGUGGCUCUUCGACGUGAGUGAAGAAGAAGUAGAGAAAGCCCAGGUAAUCGUAGAAGCCACUCAGAAGAUACGAGAGUUGAUCGAAUUGAAGGACAAACAAAAUAAUUCCGGAGGAGAAUUCACUUUGGAUAUUUACGUGAAAGAGAAGAAUGACAAUCCACAUUUAAUGAAGGUUUCGUCUGAGAUGACGGCAGGAAGACUGUGUACGGAGGUCGUCUCCCAAAAGGCACUAUCGCGCGAUAUCGAUUGGGUGCUGUUUGAAGUUAUCGAUAAUGGUGCCAUGGAGCGAGCGUUUCAAGUCAGAGAGAAGGUCAUGACCGCGGCAAACUGGGGGAGUGGGAACUACUUGAUUGUCAAAGAGAACUACAUCGCAGAGCAGAUCGCUCCAUAUGUCGGUUCCCUCUCAAUCGAAGGCCCCCUACAAAUCCGGGAUCCUAAAAGGAAUUGGAAACAGAGUCACGUGUGUCUGAAGAAUGGCUACAUGUCAGUCAACAAGGAACGGGGGUCAAUUUUACGAGCCAUCAAGUCGGACAAAUCAGACUCAGAACAGUGGCCAUUGCAUAAACUCACUUUGUAUGUGGGUAUUCCAGCUGAGAAAGCCACAAAAACACUGGACACGAGUUGUGGGUUCACUGUUGUGGUUAAAACAGACCAAGAAGACAUUGUCAGGUAUAUGUGUGCCAAAGACAAAGCUGAUAGGAAUCGUUGGCUGGCUGCAACACUGAACAUGAAGCACCCUGAAGGUAUUUGGUCAGAUCCCACGCAGGACUCAGAGGUUCUGUACUCUUUGGUGGGUCCCAAGGGUUCGCAGGAAGAUGACUUGCCUUUAUUUCUUGGAAGACAGUCAGUACAUCUUGGACGGCCAGGCUCUACCAAGCAUAUUGUGGAAGAGCUCAGGUAUCGGCGAACGUCCUUGAGACGUCCAGCGGAUAAAGGCCCAAAGACAUGAACCAUAGGAUCCAUUAACUUUUUUUGUGUGUGAAGCUUAGAAAAAGAAAUCGCAGAAUCUUUAAGUCAUUAGAAAUUAGAAAUUGUGUUUGAACAUAGGAAAAUAGAGAGCGAAAAAAUGGCCACUAGAUUUAAGCUCGGUUAGUUAACUAUAAUAAUUAAAUGCGACCAGAAUUUGAAAAUAAUUGAAAGUAAAUUUCAAACUAUAUUACAAAUAGGUUCUACUUGUUCUACUUGUUUCUAAAGAAAACUAGGAUGCUUCAGAGAAGAGAGUUUAAUAAACUCGUGAGAGGACAUCCGACUUAAAAUUUAGUACGCGUUGCAUGCCUCGAUUGUUUCGUAGGAAAUUGAGGAACAAGCAAAAUGUUUGUCACGCGCAAGCGUGAAACUCAAGGAGAGCGCGGAAUGGAGCUUUUAUCACGCGCAAUCCAAGCAAACCCAUUUAAACACGAAGGCGCGCUAUGAAAGGAGCCUUAGGUCCCACUGGACCAUUUGUCAAUCAACCGUCGUGUGAUGU
Molecule: messenger RNA, 2997 nt
Organism: Stylophora pistillata
Lineage: Eukaryota; Metazoa; Cnidaria; Anthozoa; Scleractinia; Pocilloporidae
Product: arf-GAP with Rho-GAP domain, ANK repeat and PH domain-containing protein 1
Biological process (GO): signal transduction
Cellular component (GO): cytoplasm
Molecular function (GO): GTPase activator activity; phosphatidylinositol-3,4,5-trisphosphate binding; protein binding
Source: RefSeq, a predicted model, not a curated record